UAACGUCAGUUGCGCUUCUUUGCGCAACUUGUGUGAUCUUCGUCAUCUAUACCCGUCAGUGAAAAGUCUACCCGAAGUUGGUGCAAGGUAAGAAGUAGUAUUAUUUUCUUUGAAGGUUUUGGGUCUUCAAGGAUCUUGACACUAUAAAUAUUAGCGGAUUUUAUGACGUUCAAUGUUUUUGUUGGAAGACUGAGACCUUCGUCGCGUGCGUAUUGGUUAUUGCAUUGACUUGUCUCCAUGUGGGUCUGAUUUAUAUUUGGACACGGGAGGUAGCGUGAAGUAGCGUCGUUUGCAGAGGAUUCUCAAAAGCUGCAAAAUGUAUAAGAUAAGAGAAACGAUUACGAAUAUUGCGAAAUCUACUAGCGAAUGGUCGGAAGCGAAAUUUAACAGUUCAAUCAGCAAUGGAAGAUGUCAGAAGUUGCGAGAUUCAUCACCCAUCAGAGAAGAAAAAGGAAGAUUUUUUCGUUCUUUUAAUGAGUACAAAUUUUUGAUUUGUACAGUGUGUUUUUCUACAUCAAUUGUGAUCUUGAAACUACUCUAUGCCAACAGUGAUAAUUUUCGUAAAAUCUACCGUUAUGGUAAAAGAGUUUUAAAUACACCAUUCUCGCUGACCGAUUUUAGUUUUCUGUCACCUUUGCAAGCGGCAUUCGUAGCAGUAUGGAGUAUUAUAGUCGACCUGAACUGGUUAUUUAUACCUGCUGUAGUUGGAAUUGCUACCACUUUCAUCACGUGGCGUUUUGUUUACUGGGACAGCAGAAUUCCUGGUAUUCAGCCACCUAGUCCUUUCUCGCCUAAAGUCCAGAGCAAGAAACCAUCUUUUCUGGUAUACAUGAAGUUACCAUUGCAAGUGACUGAAAUGAACCUGGAAAUAAAUCACGAAGACCACAAAAACUCGUGGAAGAAGAAUAAGAUAUGGGAUGAAAUUGGGAAGGAAAUCAACGAAACUGGUGAAGAGGCUAAAAAAAAGUGGAAAAAUCUCAGAGACGCGUUUGCCAAAUUUAUUAGAACUCCUCCAAUGAGAACGACACACACUGGAAGGAGAGGCAAAAAAUGGAUGUGGGCUAAUAAGAUGGAGGCCUUUCGCCCUUUCCUGCCGUUUGCAACAACUGCUUCCAAUGUUUCAGAAAUCGAAUCAAAGAAUAUUAAUGUAAUAUCACAAUCAACAGAGGAAAAUGCCCCUCAAUCCGAAGAAGUUGGCGAUGAAGCAGGGGACUCAGAAAAUGUCGAAGUUGAUAAUAUGGAAAUUACAGUGAACACUCACUUCUCGGAUUCACUAUCAGUGUCAGAAAUUCCUACAAUCACCCCAACUAUGGAUGCUUCAGGGAAACAAAAACCCGAUAGAAAACGACGUUCAGAAAUGUCUUCUGUGUCAGAAUUGUUACAAUAUUUUGAAAAAAGUAAAGAAGUGGAUCCUGUGAAUAAACGAAUGGAAGAAUUAUUUGUAUCAGACAAAUUAUUCUGCUCAUUUUGCAAUGUUGCUUUUGAAGAUAAGUUCCAACAACGAUUACACUAUAAGCUUGAUUGGCACCGUUAUAAUUUGAAACAAAACCUAAUUGGACGAUCAUUUGUUACUGAAGAAGAAUUUCAACAUCUAGCAGAUGAUGUAUCCAGCAUAUCCGGAUCUGAGACUGAUAGUGAAGACAAUGACGAGAAUGAAGACAAUUCAGAAGUAUCACUCAAAAAUACAGAGACUAAAAAUAAUCUUACCUCUCAAAAAUUACAGAUUGAACGGCAUUGCAAAGUUUUCUUUGAGAACGUUGAGGGAAAGAUUCUUUCAAUUUACCGAUGUGUACUCCAUGACAAAAAAAUGGGUCCUGACAAUGAUAAUGAUUUAGUUACGUCUGCUCUGCAAUCUAUAGAGAAACCUACAUGGGCAGUUAUAAUGUUAGGAGGAGGGCACUUUGCUGCUGCUGUAUUUCAGGGGAAAGAAGCUAUUGUGCAUAAGUCGUUUCAUUCAUAUACUGUUAGAGCUCGCCAGGGGGGAGCCCAGAGCUCCCGAGAUGGUCGAUCUGGUGGCAGUCACCCCAAGAGUGCUGGAGCAAGCCUACGGAGGUACAAUGAAGCUUCUUUUAACCAGCAUAUACAAGAUAUUUUAACAGAAUGGAUUAGUCACCUUGAAGCUUGUAGCUUGAUUUUAUGUCGUGCUGUUGGUCACAAUCGUCAUAUACUAUUUGGUGGGCGCAACCCUCCUCUUAGCAAUGCUAAGGAUUUUCAGUCAUCCUUUCCUGUGUCACCAAAGAAAAUCAAAUCUAAAACAUUGGUAGAUCGAAAAGAUGAUGCAACACAACAAAGUGACAAUGUAGAAACUGUGGUGGCAAAGGAGGAGGGGGUUACAGCGGAAACCAAGGAAGAAAGGGAAGGCCGGCUUUCUCGUUCUCCUUCUCAAAAAAAGCCAAUUAACCGUGCAAAGUCACGCCCUUCCCCACAUCGUCCCCUGCCAGAAAUUGUAACAGAAAUUUUAGCACAAAGCUCACCGGAAGUGAGUGAUAUGGAUGAUGGGGAAAUCAGGUGGAGUGGACAAGAUGAGGAAAUCUCUAUGCAACAUGACCUUCAGGAGUUUGAGGAUACUGUUCCACAAUGGGUGAAAGACAAAAAAACAAAGAAACAGAGUAAACAAGUAAAGAAGAAGAAAUCAGAUAGUAAAGACAGCAAGAAAGUAGAGAAAUGUAGUGAAGCAGUGAGAAUUCUUCGCCAAAAACUGUUGGCAGCAUGCAAACUUGGCAACACAACGCUUUUGCAAGAGUGUCUUAAAAUAGAGCGUAAUGACACUUCUGAAAUUUCUAGUGAAGAUAAAAAGACAAAUAAUAGCAACAUUGUUACUUACGAUGAACUUCUUGGUUGUCUUAAUGAACAUGUUACUGACAAUGGCAGCACUCUUUUGCAUAUAGCCGCUGAAAAUGGAAAUACUGGAAUGAGUUUGCUAGAAGCUGGUUGUGAUCCCAGUUUGAAGAAUAAAAAGUCUCAGGCUCCAUUUGCAGUGUCUGUAGACAGAGAGACAAGAAAUGCUUUUAGAAAAUUUAUGGGAGAAUUUCCUGAUAAAUAUGAUUAUAGAAAGUCACAGAUUCCUGGACCUUUGACAGAUGAAAUGGAACGAGAAUUGGCUGAAAAACAAAAGGAACUUAGAAAAGCAAAACGAGCAAAAGAGAGGGAAAGGAAGAAGGAAGAAACUGAAAAAGACAGAUUUUUGAAACUUAGUGAUCGAGAAAAGAGAGCAUUAGCUGCAGAGCGAAGAAUUCUUGAAAGCAAUGCACAAGGGCGAAGUAAUAUAAAAGUUGUGACACGAUGUUUUGAGUGUGCAGUUGAUAUUACUGGUAAAGUGCCAUUUGAAUAUGAUAUUCACCGUUUCUGCACCAUGGAAUGUUUAAAAAGACAUCGUCAAAAAAUGAAGCUGGAUCAGAAAUAAGAGUCUCUUCGUUUUUAUUUCUGGAAAUUAAUUGGUGUAUCCAAACCGGAAAAAUGGUAUUGAAAUUUGUACAUUGGAAGGGAAUUGAAUACAGAGAGAUACAUAUUGCAUUUCUAAAAUAAAUGAGUAGUAUGUUUAAAAAUUAGUAUUGUAUGGAAGGAAUUUUUAGUUUUGCAGGUUCAGGAUGUUAAUAAAGCAAAUACGCAAGAUAAGGUAUUUGCUUUUAUACAGAUUUAUUAAUUAUUUAUACUGGUACUACUUAACAUAAUAUCAGAACGCAGUAUGAUUUCAUGUAAAAAAGCCUUUGAUCUAAAUUAUUAGAGACAAUUCACAAUUUUUAAAUGUGAUUGAAGGAUUAUGUAAGAACUUAAGAGUAUGUGAAAAUGGUACAGUUUUGAAAAUAUUAAAAUGCAAUGUUUUUUGUAAUUUCUGUAAUUAUUAAUUUAUUUAUUCAUUCUGGUUUAUUUGUCAAUAAUUUUAUGUAGAAUUUUUGUUAAGAUGUUUUUUUAAAUAUAUUCAGAAAUUAAUCAAUGUUUCAAUUGUAACUUGAAUUUAAAAAUAAUUGUUCAUAAAUUAAGGAAGUUUCAUGCAUAAAAUAUCUUCAGCCUUUUCUUCUAUUAUUUUAUUUAGCUACAGUACUAGACUAACUCAGGAAUUAAUAAUUUUGAAGCAAUAUAAAAAUUCCAGAAAGCAA
Gryllus bimaculatus (two-spotted cricket) is the source of this 4097-nucleotide messenger RNA. NCBI's taxonomy places the organism in Eukaryota, Metazoa, Arthropoda, Insecta, Orthoptera, Gryllidae. The record is from the annotation of a GenBank genome assembly.